This is a messenger RNA of Laetiporus sulphureus 93-53, 672 nucleotides long. RefSeq lists its product as uncharacterized. The transcript has a single exon. The record is from RefSeq and is a predicted model, not a curated record. NCBI's taxonomy places the organism in Eukaryota, Fungi, Basidiomycota, Agaricomycetes, Polyporales, Laetiporaceae. Bases 1 to 672 code for a protein of 223 amino acids.
AUGGUAUGUUCGCACCGCCCUCGCACGGACGUGCAAUCGAAAGCAAACCGCGCGAGCGCACGCAUCGGCUGGGCGAUUGGCUGCUUCGCCAAGAUACUAAUCUUGAUCGCGCUGCGCGCUGCGGUUGGACGUAAGAAGGGCUCGGGGGUGCCACCUUCUCCCACUUACGGCGACAGCGCCCAUAUAUCGCGGCAGCGUGUAUCUAGUGCCCCGGGUGAAGGGAAGUGCAGGCAGUGGACAGAUACUUCGCAUAUCCAUGGCGCCUUCCUCCAAGACGCCCUGGAGUGGCCAUCGGGCACAGCUUCGGCCGUAUUGGUGUGCGGUCUCUACUCCGUGCAUGCGGCCUCCGCGAGGCGAGCUAUCUUCAGAUGCUCUCACAGACGCGGUCGACAAUCGUACGCACGGAAAAGCUCCGCCCGACUCGGCGAAACACAGCUCUGUAAUGCUCGAGUUUCUGAGACACGUCCAGAGGCGCUGCAAGCCCCUGCUCUUCCGGUCGACCGUCAUCAGACCACCUGCCGUGCCGUUGACGGGCCUGCUGAUGAUGGUCACACUGGCACGCAGGCACAGUGCGAAUCACCGGGUUACGCACACACCAUCGCGGAGUUCUCGCGAACGGUCAGUCGGCGUGCAGUCUCGCGUCGUCUUCAUAUUGCUCCACUCCGUCUUUGA